Messenger RNA from Monoraphidium neglectum, 695 nucleotides. RefSeq lists its product as hypothetical. The record is from RefSeq and is a predicted model, not a curated record. Gene Ontology annotation, molecular function: nucleoside diphosphate phosphatase activity. The transcript is spliced from 3 exons. The annotation marks the transcript as partial. NCBI's taxonomy places the organism in Eukaryota, Viridiplantae, Chlorophyta, Chlorophyceae, Sphaeropleales, Selenastraceae. Gene Ontology annotation, biological process: nucleoside diphosphate catabolic process. Gene Ontology annotation, cellular component: membrane.
AUGGGGGUAGCCUUCCCGCGGGCGCCGCCGGCGGCGCAGCCGGGCGAACUUGGCGACAGCGGCACGAAGACCACCACUGGCAGCAGCGAGCUCGGCGGCGGCGACGCCGUCGGAGGGGAUUUUGUCUACAACAUCGUGCUGGACGCGGGCAGCACGGGCAGCCGCAUCCACGUCUUCAAGUUCGAAAAGGCGGGCGGCGAGCUGAAGCUGAUAAGCGACACGUUUGAACAGCUGAAGCCGGGGCUGAGCUCCUUCAGGGACGAGCCCCAGAAGGCGGCCGAGAGCCUGCGGCCGCUGCUGGAGGUUGCGCUGGGGGCGGUGCCCAAGGGGCAGCAGGCGCGGACGGGCGUGAGCCUCAGGGCGACAGCGGGGCUGCGGCUGCUGCCGGGCGGCAAGGCGGACGACAUCCUUCGGGCAGUGACGGCCUUCCUCCAGCAGUACCCCUUCAAGCUGGGCGAGGGCGCCGUCGGUAUUAUGGAUGGCGCCCAUGAAGGGGCUUACGCGUGGCUGACCCUGAACUAUCUUCUGGGCAAGCUGGGCGGCGGCCACGCGGCGACCGUGGCCGCGAUCGACCUCGGCGGCGGCUCGGUGCAGGAGGCGUUUGCGUUGCCGGACGACGCCGCCAGCGCGGCGCCGAAGGGGUACGUGACAAAGCUGCGGGCGGGCGGCAGCACUUACAGUGUUUACGUGCACAG